AUGUCCUUAGAGAAGAAUUCUGGCGAUAAUUCUGAAAACAUUUCUGAUAACACAUCUGACCCCAAAGUGACUGCCUCCAGCAAUUCUGAUAUAUGUCAAGAAUUGAAAAUCUCCGCAUCUCAUAUCUCUGCAAAACCUAAAUCAUUGGAAGAAAAAGAGAUCAACAGUUUCUUAUAUGAGAAAAAUAAAGAAAGUAUUAGUAAUACGAUAAGAGAAAGGAACCGGGAAAAGAAGCUUAGAUCUCAAGACUUAUCUUGCGAGAACAAUAGUUUGUCGAUAGAGACAUCUAAAACGGUUGCUAUAAUAGAUAAAUCGUCUAUAACAACUCGAGAACCCCUAUCACCUAUUAUCCAGACACAAAAUACCACUCCCUCCAAAAUAGCGGAAGCUAGUACGUCGAUGCUAAAAAUACCAUAUAACCAGAAAAUCGAACAGGGUAUAAUUCAAGAAACGGACGAGAGUUGGCCCAAUGGUGGACACAUAUAUUUCUACAGAUUCGAAAAAAUCAUUCCAGAAGAAUCAACUGAGAUGGCUACUCAGACAGAUUCUAAUCCCACGUCUUCAACAUCUACGGAUCAAGCCAAUUCAAAAAACGAUGUGCCUUCGGCGACAUCAACGUCCACUCGUCGAAGAGCAAAGAACCUGCUAAGAGAUUAUUAUGGAUUAGGGCCAGAUGGAAAGAAGGCCGAUCCGUUGGAUAUCGAUAAUUCAGCAUUUGAAGGGGAUAGCUAUUUCUCAAAGUUACUUGUUGAGAAUAACCUGAGUGCGUUGAUGCAAAGAGAUAAUGAUUUGUCUACUGAAACGAGGCAAUUGGAUGGUGAUAUGAAAACUUUGGUGUAUGAGAAUUACAGCAAAUUUAUCAGCGCCACAGAUACAAUUCGAAAGAUGAAAAGCGAUGUCGAGAAAAUGGAAUCAGAGAUGCAUGACUUGACUAAAAGCAUGGCAAAUAUUUCCGAAGUCUGUUCGUCGGUGAAUUCGGCACUUGGACCCAAGCGCGAGAAGAUCAGACAACUUACGAAUAUUCAAAACUCAUUAAAGAGACAUCAGCAGUCUUCUUGA
Molecule: messenger RNA, 1059 nt
Organism: Paraglomus brasilianum
Lineage: Eukaryota; Fungi; Glomeromycota; Glomeromycetes; Paraglomerales; Paraglomeraceae
Source: the annotation of a GenBank genome assembly